Paramecium tetraurelia is the source of this 777-nucleotide messenger RNA. RefSeq lists its product as uncharacterized. NCBI's taxonomy places the organism in Eukaryota, Ciliophora, Oligohymenophorea, Peniculida, Parameciidae. The record is from RefSeq and is a predicted model, not a curated record. The transcript has 2 exons.
AUGCAACUUCGUUAAAGCAAGAGUAGGAAAAGCAUAGACGAUUAAGAUAUAGGAUAAAAGAAGCAACAAAGUACUCGAAAAUCUGUUGGACAAACCAAGCAGAAACGAAGUGUUUCCAAGGAUAAAGAAAAUAAUAAAAAAUCGACUUAAUUGAAUAACAAAGUGAAAAAUAUAAGUGAAACAUUCAAAUUAAAGGACAUAUUGAAACUUAAAGAAUUUUAUAAAGGCAAUGAAGAAUAUGAAGAAAAUACUGCUACUCGAUCAACUCCUUAAAAAACAGAGUGUUAAACAAGCAAUUCUCGAUUCAGCAAUUGCAAUUGCAAAUAAGAAAUAAUCGAAGACAAUCAAAACUUAAAAUAAGAAAUAUUAGAGCAUCUUGAGAAAAUAUAAUUUAUAGUUCAAAAAAACGAAAGAUUUAUGACUCACAGAUCUUAAUAAGAAAUAAAGGCCGAGAGUUUUUUAAGUUAGGAUAAAUCCUCAAGGAAAUGCAUUAAUAAGGUUCAAGAAUAAUAAGACUAAUAAGAAGAUGUUUUAAACAAUAGCAACAUUUAUAAUUUAAAUUAUAUCAUACAACAACAACAACUUUAAAUAUCGAAUUUAAAAACUAAAUUAUUUUGUUAGGAAUAGAAAUUCUUAGAAAAACAGUCAUAGUAUGAGCAAGAAGUGUUACAAUUAAAAAAUCAAAUACUAUAAUUAACAAGUGGGAUGGAAAUGCUGAAAGAACAAAUUCAUUAACAGCAAUUCUAAAGGCAAGUAAAUGUUCAGACCAAAAAGUGA